AUGGGUCGUAUGCAUUCAAGUGUAUGUUCAGAAUUCAGUACUAAAACGACAACUACAACUACAAUUACAACUAUGAUAUUUUAAUUUAAUGUGUUGCAUUUUUUGGGUCUUAUUCAAAGUAAUUAAUUCGCCUACGGUUAUCGAAAAAACCUAGAAUUAUUAUUAUAUACGCUUUGAGUAUUUGAUACCGUGUAAUGAUUAAAUUAAGAAAGAGAGAAUUGAAUUAUAAGGUGUUAUAUUGUCCCUGGACUUUUUGCAUUUGUUGUCAAUUUUCUUUUUCCAAUCAUAGUUUUUAUUCUAGAUUCUAGAUUCUUUUAGAUUCUUUUAUGUUGAAUUAUUAUGCUAACAAUUUUAUUUAGGGUAAAGGUAUUUCAUCCUCAGCUAUUCCAUAUUCAAGAAACGCACCAUCAUGGUUUAAAUUAUCUCAAGAUGAUGUUGUUGAACAAGUUAUCAAAUAUGCUAGAAAAGGUUUAACUCCAUCUCAAAUUGGUGUUAUUUUAAGAGAUGCUCAUGGUGUUUCACAAGCUAAAUUUGUUACAGGUAAUAAAAUUUUAAGAAUUUUAAAAUCAAACGGUUUAGCUCCUGAAAUUCCUGAAGAUUUAUAUUAUUUAAUUAAAAAAGCUGUUUCUGUUAGAAAACACUUAGAAAGAAACAGAAAAGAUAAAGAUUCAAAAUUUAGAUUAAUUUUAAUUGAAUCAAGAAUUCAUAGAUUAGCUAGAUAUUACAGAACCGUUUCUGUUUUACCUCCAAAUUGGAAAUAUGAAUCUGCUACUGCUUCAGCUUUAGUUGCAUAA
Messenger RNA from Insectozyma verbasci, 794 nucleotides. The record is from the annotation of a GenBank genome assembly. NCBI's taxonomy places the organism in Eukaryota, Fungi, Ascomycota, Pichiomycetes, Serinales, Debaryomycetaceae.